This is a messenger RNA of Didymodactylos carnosus, 1032 nucleotides long. The record is from the annotation of a GenBank genome assembly. NCBI's taxonomy places the organism in Eukaryota, Metazoa, Rotifera, Eurotatoria, Philodinida, Philodinidae.
AUGUUUUCAUGUACCGGAUUCGAGUGUAUCAGAGAAGCUGCCAUAUUGUCAACUAAUUCAUCAUCAUCAUUCUUCAAGUUAACUCUCUAUUAUUAUUCAGAAUUAUCCAAACGUUUUUGUUCACAUAUAAAUAAAAUGAUUACGACAUUGGAACAAUUUUUGAAAUUGGAAGGAGCUGGUCAUAUUCAACAAGAAAUUUGGAAUAAAUAUGUUGAAGAUAGAUUGACAUAUACAGAAAUGAAAACAGAACUAGUAAAAUUACGUUUUUUACUAUCAUCAAUUGAACGUCUCCUUAAUAGUUCUAUUGAAUCAGUAUUACAAACAAAUGAAGAAGCAAUUUCACAAUUGGUAACGAAUGAAUUAAAUAAUUCUAAAACUAUUAUAGAUGAAUGUGAAAAAAUAAUAUCAGAGCAUGAAAUUGCAUUGACAGCACAACAAGUAAAAACAAAAAAGCGUAAAUUUGUUGAAACAGUGGAACUUCAAAUAGCGUUAAAAAAUUUUGAUCCAAGCCGUGAUAAACGCUUUAGUGGUACAGUUCGUUUACGUCAUACACCAAAACCAAAGUUUGCCGUUUGUGUAUUGGGAGAUGAACGUCAUUGUGAUGAAGCUCGUGCAAAUAAUAUACCAUGCAUGACAAUUGAUGAUUUAAAAAAAUUUAAUAAAGAUAAAAAACAAGUGCGAAAAUUAUCCCAUCAAUAUGAUGCAUUUUUAGCCAGUGAUGUCGUUAUCAGACAAAUACCACGUAUUCUUGGUCCUGGUUUGAAUAAAGCUGGUAAAUUUCCAACAGCUAUUACUCAUAGUGAUAGUUUAAUACAGAAAGUUGAGGAAAUCAAAUCCACAAUUAAAUUUCAAGCAAAAAAAACCAUUUGUUUAUCGGUUGCAGUUGGUAAUGUCAAUAUGAGUGUCGAAGAAUUAGCUGCCAACAUUAAUUUAUCGGUGAAUUUCUUAGUAUCAUUAUUGAAAAAAAAUUGGCAAAAUGUACGAUCAUUAUAUGUUAAAAGUACAAUGGGUAAACCGCAACGUCUUUAUUAG